CCUGCGCUUCCGCUUCCGGCCUCGGACCCUUAGUGCUGAGGGUCACAUUGAGUCUGCGGCGUCCGCGGGAGGAGCAGCGGAGGCAGAGACAGCGACCGCGGCGGAAGCGACCUCAGUCCAGGAGCCACCAUGUCUGAAGACAUCAAAGCCAAGAUCCAAAACUACCGCACGGCACCCUUUGACAGCCGCUUCCCCAACCAGAACCAGACCCGUAACUGCUGGCAAAACUACCUGGAUUUUCACCGUUGUGAGAAGGCCAUGAACGAGAGAGGUGGUGAUGUGUCUGUCUGCCAGUGGUACAAACGUGUCUACAAGUCCCUCUGUCCCCUGUCCUGGGUGAAUACUUGGGAUGAUCGCAGAGCGGAAGACACCUUCCCUGGGAAGAUCUGAGCUGCUUCUCUUCCUCCCUUACCCCACCCCUAUGCCUGGGGCUGGAUCCCUUCUUCCUUCAGAGGGGGGCAGUGUGAUCUGUGACUACCCCUGCUCUGGGGGACCUGAAUCAUGUGAAAAUAAACUGUGUUGGGAUUGA
Molecule: messenger RNA, 529 nt
Organism: Vombatus ursinus (common wombat)
Lineage: Eukaryota; Metazoa; Chordata; Mammalia; Diprotodontia; Vombatidae
Product: cytochrome c oxidase subunit 6B1
Exons: 4
Coding region: 130-390 (86 amino acids)
Cellular component (GO): respiratory chain complex IV; mitochondrion
Source: RefSeq, a predicted model, not a curated record